Messenger RNA from Cavenderia fasciculata, 2925 nucleotides. RefSeq lists its product as uncharacterized. The transcript has a single exon. The record is from RefSeq and is a predicted model, not a curated record. Lineage: Eukaryota; Evosea; Eumycetozoa; Acytosteliales; Cavenderiaceae. The coding region runs from base 1 to 2925 and encodes 974 amino acids.
AUGAAAAGAAAGUUUAAGAUAGAGGAUGUUGAUGAAUAUCAAACAAAGAGUAGUUUGAAUCAGUUGUAUAAAGCUGAUUUACUAGAAAUAUGUCAAGUGUUAGAGAUAGCAAUCAAUGAAAAGGAAACUAAAUCAUAUAUCAUCGAUCAAAUACUUAAUCAUUAUAAUAAUAGAGAUAAUAAUAAUAGUAAUGAUAGUAUUAGUAAUAUAGUAGAACAACAACAACAACAAGAUAACAAGAGAAUAUAUACAGAAGAAGAGUUAUCAAGUUUGAGUAAACAAAGAGUCAUUACAAUAUGUAAAGAUUUAAAGAUAGAGUAUAGAGAGAGUGAUACAAAGAAGAUAUUGAUACAAUAUAUAAUGGUAUAUCAAAAGACAGAGGUUACACCAACAUCGUUGAGUGGUGGAUACUCGCUACCUUGGUCAAUCAUUGCGAGUAUUCUCACUCGUGCUUGGAAUGAUGCAAAGUAUUGUUGUUGUAUCUAUCCUAAAGAGCUACAAGAACUACAAAAAGAGUUGAAUCAUAAACUAAUCUUGUCAAACGAUGAAUACUCAUUCAAGGUUCUAGCCAAACAAUUCAACUCUAAAACCAGUCAAUUUAUCGAUCAAGUCAAAUCAAACAAUCAACGCUGUCCACAACAUGCAAUGUUUUAUAGAGAUGAUUCAUUGUAUCAUCCAUGGGCCCAAUUCAGACUCUUUGACACUGACAAAUAUGUAUUCAAUCCCGUUGAAAUACAAUGGAAGCAGACGAUGUUGACCAUCUCCAAGAAAGUAUUCCAUCAUCUCUCCACUACCAUCCCUCGUACUUUUACUCUUCCAACAAGAGAAAAAGAGAUACCUCGAGUAGCAUUUGAACAAUCGGUUUGGAGUCAUAUCAGUAAUGAAUACAAUGGAAUCAAAGUUGCAAAUAGAAUCUUUGUUCCAUCAUCGAAUCAAGUGUAUCUUGAUGCACCACCAUGGUUUACAAAAACAAUUGAACACCUAACGUUUGAUUUUAUGGAUAAAAACAUUAAGCCACUUGUUAAAAACCUUUCAAAACUGGUCAACCUCAAAUCAAUUGUAUUCUUGGGAUACGAUUAUAUUGAAGAUAUGGCCAUAACAUUCAAGAAUCUCACAUCUAUUACCAUUGAUAGUUCGAGCAAUAGUUACAUGGAAAGGUUGUUAGUGUCAUUGGAUCGUCCAAUGAAAAAGCUUAUCAUUUCAAAUCCAUCAUUCAUUUUAAAAGCAAAGGAUAUUGUACUAGAAUCAUUACAAGUUAUUAGAUUGGAUGAUAUAGCUUACAAGGAAAUAUUUCAAAACAACAACACUAGUCAAGAUCAACAAUCAUCAUCACCAAGAAACCUACCAAAUCUUAGACAUGUACACAUCAAGUUUGAAAGUGGUACACAAGACACCAUGGACUUUAUUUUACCAGAUAGAGUAACUACACUGACAGCUAGAGUGACUAGAUUGUCAGUACACAAUGUUGAAGAUACCUAUUUAAGAUUUUUAGAGAACAAUCCAAAUAUUACAAGUCUCAGAUUAUUAUUCAGAGAUGAUUUUACAACCAUUGCAAAAAUCCCACUUCAACUCAAACAAUCAAAACUUUCAAGAAUAAUGGUUUAUUUUCAUUCUAGUUUGACAGAUAUUGAACAUCAACAACUCCAACAAUCAAACAUAUACUUUAAUUCAUCAAAGGAGAAGAGUUCAUUAAAAAAGAGUAGAAAAUAUAUAUUUUAUAGAAAUGAUCAACAAAAUAAUCAAAUCAUUAAUAAUAAUAAUAAUAAUAAUAAUAAUAAUAAUAAUAAUUCAACCCCUCUCCUUCCAACAUUAUCAAACAUUAUUAUUUCCAAUAUCAUCAAAUUAUUAUGGGAUAGUAUGAAUGAAUGUAAUUGUGAUGAUUCAAUUUCAAAAUGGUAUUUUGAUUCAAAGACAAUGACCAGUCGAGACAUUCUACUUGGAAAGGAAAAUGGAGAAUUUGAAUCAAUACAAUCAAAUUGUCCUCAUCAUGGUUGGUUUGAUAGAUCUUCUCUGUACAUUCCAGCAUUUAGAUUGCGUUCUGCUUUUACACAAAAAAGUAUCUAUCGAUUAAGAUUAUCAAACUUGUCAACCAUUUCCAAAUCUAUUAGAUCAUUUGUAUUUAAAAAGUUGUUUACAAAGUUUGGCCAAAUCAAAGAAUACCAAUUAUCUGAAUUCAAUGAAAAGCAAUGUAUCAAAACCAUUACAAAGAUAUCAACCAUGGCAAGUAAACCUGGUGAUUUGGAUCGUCUGCAAGAUGCAACCAAUCUCCAAUUAACAAAAAUACCAAUCAUCAACAAAGUACGUCCAUUUAUCAAUCUUAGAAAACUUAAUCUUGAUGGUCUCAAGGUACGAUCAAAUGAAAAGUUGAAACAAUUCAUUUCAACAUUGGAAAUACCACUUGUCAAAUUGACACUCCCAUCUCAAUUUAGACCAAUUCUACCAUAUUUGGCUAAACAUGCAAGCUCAACACUCAAACAAUCACUUGAAUGCAUGGAUAUGGAAGUAAAUUCGGAACCAAUUCUUUUACAGUCAUUUCCAAAUAUCAAACAUAUCAUUAUGUUUGCUGGAUUAAGUGCUUAUCAUAAAGAAACACUCCUCGAAAUACCAUUUGUCUCGGACCAUCGGUUCACCAAACUGACAACACAUACUGACCCACAUAAAUUAAUGGAUUUUAUCAAAUGGAACCCUUCUAUCCACACUCUUGUCAUUCUCAAUACCACUCUUAUAGAAAUGUUUUUAGAUCAUUUCAAAGGGUUCAAUCAAAUCAAAAACAUUUACUAUAAUAUCGAUUAUCGUUUUGAAAUGGAACAUGAAGCCAUUUUUAACCAUCAAGAUUGCAAAUCUAUGUUUUCAAAAGUUGUUGUCUUUAAAAAAGAUAAACAAUUUAUUCAUUUUAAGAGAUUUGGAUUACAGAUCAACAAAUAA